Messenger RNA from Porites lobata, 20780 nucleotides. The record is from the annotation of a GenBank genome assembly. NCBI's taxonomy places the organism in Eukaryota, Metazoa, Cnidaria, Anthozoa, Scleractinia, Poritidae.
UUUCGUGUGAAAUUUCGCACUACGUCAGUGGCUUCCAAUUUGCAGACAAAUCUUUUCAUCGCCGCGCGCUGUGUUUCCUUUUCGACUUCUUUACUCUUUUUUAACGUAUUGGUUUUUAUACUGUGGAGCUACAUUACCCAGACUAUACCAGCGAGGUGAGAAAAACAAUUCUUCUAAGACAUCUUUAUGUAUUUAUUUCCAUUACACGAUCUAAAGUCGCAGAUGUUCUCUUAACUUUUAGAUAUUUCACUUUUCCUAAGUAAUCGUUUACAAAUACAUGGAAUAUAUACUGUUAGGACAAGGAUCACGACAAAGGAAUGGGUAUAUUAUUUCGCUACGAAAUUUUUUAAGCCGCCGCAAGUCACGCACUAAUAAUGACUCGGCAAAGGUUCGUGUUUUAAUUACAAUAUUAGGGAGUUUAAGAUACACGACAGCGACGGCGACGGCCACGAAAACGUCGCUUAAAUAGUGAAUUUGCGUUGUUUCAAUCUCUAUCCCGAUAACUCCAACUCAUUUACUUUGUCAAAUGCAAGCGAACUCUUUUUGAGCCAAAUUCCUAAGACUGACCAUAUUCAAGUUCGGGAAGAGAAAGAAAUUUGAGAUCAGGCAUUUUCUCGUCGUAGUCGUGAAGUGACAGCAAAGCAAUGUACAAAAAAGCGUGCUGCACGUGCAGAGUUGUUGUUUUGUCUAUUCAACCUAUUGCUUUUAUGUUCACAGCAAAGUGUCUGAAGUUUCUUCAGCAGAAAACGGUGUCUAAUGUCGUAAUGAGUUUUAGUUGACAGGGGUGCUACUUCCUGAAUUCAGUGCCGUUGUGCCGCUGUCAGGUCUUUGAGAGUUUACUAAGACAUCAGUAGAAGGCAGUUCCACUUUCCAUUUCGGCAUUUGCAUAAUCCCUAUUACGCUAAUUACCCACAGUUUUCUCAGGAACGAAAAAUGAAUCGGGUAGGUCUCAACACUCAACAGACUUUCAUGACAGUCCAAAGAAAAAAAGGUUAUACUCAGGUGCACUCCAUUUAAUCACAUGCAUACAAUCAGUGAUACCUAACCAAAUUUACUUACCUUAAGAAUAUGCUCCCUUUAAGAAAACUUUAAGACGGGAUUCUCGAAGCUUCCAGGUAAUCAGACAAUCCAUGGAGGGAGGAAAGCAUUACGAACGGUAUUUCAAUUAGUGCUUUAAACAAUCUGCAUUUUUUUAGGUUUCUGCGUCCGUGUUAACAAGCAUUCGGUUUUCGAACGGAAAAUGAAAAUUACCGCAAAGGGGAAUUCAUGAUUUACCGCCGCGGUUCGGUUUUUACCGACAAUUUGUUUAUAAACAAACAAGACGCUACGGAGCGUACACUUCGGCUUCGUAGUUGUGGAACUGAUUAAUUGUAAAUGCGGAGGAAUAGUAAGAAAUGAAAUAUGGUAAGAGUAAGGUGUUAAUUUGUGAAAUUAUGGGAUUUGUCAGGACAUUCUGAAAAGAGCAAUAUCCAAUAGGCCUACUUGCCAAAAACUAGCAUUUCGGGACAAAUUGUCUCUGAAAUACUAGCCCAGUUAUGCUCUAAUGACCCCAUACAAGUCCUUCUAAAUUUGACUUGGGUCUAAACGUUUAGACCUAGGUCAAAUAUGAGGUUGCUGGCGGUGAAUAACAAGUCUAACAAAACAAACAGUGAAAAAUGAAUUGUCUAUUUUUCUUAGUCCAUGUUACGAGUUCGAAUGUUUUGAGGAUAAUUAUUCACUGACUAUCAGCACGCAGGGAUGUCGGAUUAACUCAAGGAAGUUUAAUACCAAAGAAACAUAGCCUUUACAAAGCUUUAAAACACAGCAUCCGCCAACGCAAACUUGACUUGAACUUAAGUAAAACUAAACAGCCUCUGCCAAUAAUAACAAAACUCUCACUUGAACUUCAGGUAUCUUACGGCUUCCGCCAACUUCUAAACACAGAACUUGAAAUUCGACCUUCGUCACACUUGACUAAACACAGCAGUCCAGCUUACUUAGUUCGUCAAAAGAACUCGCUUGGAACUUGUAUACCGUUUAACAUAAGGUUCUAGAAAAUACUAAACAGGCGAACAGUAGCAGCUUUUCGACAUAUUUUAUGAUUUCAGUAACGGGUGCAAAUCUGCUGACUCAUGCUGAAAUGUAAACAUGCACCAAUUAAUUAUUCAUGAAUAAUCCAAAAAGGUAGAGAACGUUCGAGAACGUCACGCAACGCAUGAAAGCAAUUUUACUACGUAACACUCAACAAAGACAAAAUGAGUUUGUGCAGCGUUUUGUAACUUUAAAUUCAUCAUAAAACAGUUCGAAAGGAGGUCUUACUCGUGAAAUGUUUUUCAACACUAGAAGAGAAAUUUCGUGUCUCUGCGUUGCCACGUAAUAUCCUGUAUUUAUUCCUUGAGUAAAUUAAAGACUAAACUCGAAGUGAUCUCAAGAUAUCACGAAGUAGUCCCGUCUCAUUUCGUGAAAUAGCCGAAACAAGCCUAAAAGUCACGAACUUGCUCGCCCAAUCUUGUCCCGAAACUAGUGCAUCAUUUCAUAACUACUUUUCAUAUUUCGAACUACCCUGGGUGGCAGUGGCGCAAUCGGCUAAUCCCUCAACUUAGAGUCUCCUCUGAUCCGACGACUCACACAGGUGAGUCGGUUCAAACCCCGGGAAAGCCAACAUAAUAGUUCUUUCUUCCUCGAAAAAGUUAAAGAAAAGAUGAAAAAAUCGAAGUGAUCUCGAAAUGUCUCCAACUAAUUCGGCUGUCAAUUCGUCAAAUAGCCGAAUAAAACCGAAAACCUACAGACUUUGCGUGCCCAAUCUUGUCAAAAAAAGGCAACUUUGAUACAUUGCUGAGCGUCGCGAAUCCUUUACUUCGCGCUCCGCCGAAGUAAUAAGUGAUGUAACAAAAGAUGUCAAGACUAAUUCAUUUUCCUUGGAGUGAUCUACAUUAUAUGAAUACAUAUGCAGAGGUAAAAAGCUUUUACUCGAGAUUCACGCACUAGGCGAUCAUCGGACCAAACACUUAAUAGUACUAUGCGCAGACAGGUUUCAUUUGGUAUACCAAUAUAAGGUGUUUCGACGGUUUUCAGAGGCCAUACCGAUAUUUUUCAAUCACUUUAAAAGUGAUUUAUUUAUCCUUGUCUGAUCGCUAUAAAAUUUUCACCAGUGAUUGACUAUAAAUUGAAAUUUGUCAAAAUGUAGGUUUUAGUGAAAUCGAGACUACUAUGACAACAAUAAACAAAAAACUUUGAAAUUGAUAAAAGCCGGUUUUCGCACGAUCUAGACUAGCUACAGAACAUUCAACCCUAGGAACUUAAAAUUUGGUGUAAAUAACCUCCGUAAGAAAAAACUUCAAUUUUUUAAUCAUGUCUGAUUUCCACUGCCGUUCGCUUCUAGCUUAUAAACAUCUUUACUGUGGGAAAAAUAUGGCAAUUAUUCGCUGACCACCACUCAGGGUGACCGCUUUUCAAGUUGUGAGAACAUAGUUUCUCGGUCCCCGACCUCGUUUCUUCCACCCCUGCAAUGACUCUUCACAGUGAACGAAGCAUUCAUUUUGCGAUACUCAUAUAUGUAAUUUACAUAUCUGGCUGCUACAUUAUAUUUCGCGCUCAGAAAGUUCAUGCAAAUCCCAUUUUAAUUUUAGAGAGAGGAAGAAGAAAGAAAAAGAAUGGAGGCAGAACGUAAGAAGGUAAGUUAACAGAACGGUGUGAGUUGUAAAAAGGCAUGAAGUUCUUCCAUGCCAUGCUCCGACUUUUUUGCGUCUCUGGUAUUCCAAGGGUUACGUUAUCAUCAUCAUCAUCAUCAUCACCAGUAUCAUUGCUAUCAGUAUCAUCGCUAUCAUCAUCAUCAAUAUCAUUAUCAUCAUCGUUAUUUCCUAUUAACAUCUUCUUUACCAUCAUCUUCAUCAUCGUCACCAUCAUCAUCAGCAAUAGAUCACAGAUGACAUCACUGUUUGGUAAGAACAAAAAAGUGGCGCAGGAUCCAUCAGCGAUGUUUCACUGAUGUUCUUUCUACAUUUUGACUUGGCAUAUUCGUUUUAUACAUGAAAAGAAAUGAAAAACUACAAACUUGCCUACAGACUUUUGAGGAUAUGUGCCAGUUUAGGCAUUUUCCAAUAUACAAACGCUACGAUUCGUCUCCUCUUCGUCUUUUUUUCUUUAUCUUGCUUGUGGACAGUUUCCCUCAAACAGUGAUAACAGAAAAUGAUGGCAACUGUUGUGAAGAUUUCGUCCAGUGUAGGUAUUUCCAAUACCUUUUAUUUCCCGGUUUCUCCGUUUUUGUUACUUGCAAGCAGCUGCUGCUUAACUCUUUUCGCUUAUCCUUCGGCUCCAACGAGAGCAAAAACAUAUGCCUGUGAUCUGUUGCAAAAUCAAAAAGAAGCAUUCAAAAUAUGGAGCUUUUCUUAUACUCUCCUGUGAUAAAUUACGGUCACAUUUCACAUUUCACAUUUACAUCACCUAUUUUUACACGAUUUUGAGCAGACAUACCUUAUAAAAGGGACAACAAAUUCAACAGGAAUACACUCAAACUGAAUAGUCUGCCGCAUAAGGUAUAAACUCUACCAAUAGCAAUAUUUCGUCUCGUACAUUAUAAGAAGCUAUGUCAACGAGUAUUAUGACGUGAACUGCGAACUUGAGGGAUCUCGGCUUGAGAAUCUAUUCGACUGUUCUUCCCCGGUCGCACGCGGCGCAUUUUCCUCUGAAACCUCCUUAUUUCUCUUCGCCGAAGCUGGUGUGUUACUCCAGUUGGCGAUCGAAGUUAAGUAGAUCUCUUUGCCUGCACUAUUACUUCAUCUCGAAUUCAAAUAUUUCUUUACAAAAGCGACAUAAUAAGGUUACGCUGACAUCCGUGAACUUGACGUGUUGACAUUUCAAUUACAAGUUAAUUGAUAAAGGGCGGAUCAGCGGCAUCCAAGGCAUGUUUACAGGUUAGCAUUAGGUAACAUCGGAUGAAGUCAGAUUGUUUCUUUCAGUAAAAUUACAUGAAGAACAACUUGAGUCCAACUUUACUAUGUAAUAUAAAAUGAAACAGAAAAAAUCCACUGUAAUGUUUUGAACCCGGGUCACUUGCUUUAUAGCCUACAUCCAUAUCCACUACACCAUCGAGGACUAGCUGCCAAAUCCUAUAAUUUUUAAAAUAUACAUGUUCUUAUAUAUGCCGUACCCCAUUACAGCAUUUGAAAGCUAACCGUUUUCAGUUCAGUGCUUAACCCUAAUCACUGCAGAUCAGUGCUUAACUCUCUACUGUCUUCUCUCCAUAACUGGCGCUCUGUAGUUUUGGUUUCUUCAGCUUUUCUAGCCUCAUUCUACUUUCCAGUCUCCUUCCAUUAUGGAAAUAAUGCGUUGUGUAAAAUUCAUAAGGUGUCCAAUCUGGCUUCACUCGAUGUUAUCUAACGCUAACCAUGUUUAGGGGCUACGCCGCCCUUUUCCCUCCCCAGACUACCUCUCGGCUCGCUUCGCUCGCCGACUUUUUUUCUCUUUUUUGCUCCAAUGCGGACCCUGGUCCAAGGAUAGAAAUUCGCGUCAGUAGUAGUUAUACAUGUAAGUAAUAUCUAACUGUCUUUUGAAAUAGAAGUGAUAAUAUUCAUGUUUAUAAUACCGGGUCCCGUCGUCUACCUAAUUACGCUUCAGAUAGAAAUAUCGGGUGGAGAACAUUUUGACGAGUGAGCAGCGAAUUGAAAAAGAUAAAAAAGAUAAAAAAUAAAAUUAAUAAUUUAAUAAAUAAUAAAAAGAUUGAUGAGAUUUCGUCCGGUAAAAGACAAAUUUCCAGUAACAUAACGAAGAUGGGGUCACAAAAAGGUCGCGUGUGUGUUGCACGUUUUCCGCUCUAACUUUUAAUUGGCGCAUAGAAAAUGCUGAAACUUGGCCGUGAGGUAUAAUAUGACCUAUUACAAAAUAACUGAGAUAGUACGCGCGCUCUGAUUGGCCGAGAGGAGUGUUUGCAUGAGAGUAUGUAAAAACAUGGUUGUGACGUCAAGUUGUUUGGCUUUUCGCGCGCUAAUCACGCAAGCACAAAUUUGAAAAAGUUUUCGAGUUCAAAACUCAAAAAGUUUACUUUAUUUACCCAUUCCCUCGUCGGCUGAAACUUGAAAAAUCGUUACAAAGAAGGUAUGUCAAUUUUUCUUCGCUUAAGCUGACAUUUUAAGCAAAAUCCGUUUUUUGCAAAGCAUCUUUUUGCAAAACAAGAACUGACUUCGCGUGCAAGACUUCAUGGACAAGAUUUUGCGACUGGUAAGAAUUUCUCUUUUAAUCAGUGCCAUACAAAGAGUUUUGUGUUUUUUUUCUCGGGAAAGUUAUUUUAUAAAACUUUUUUCCUGUGUUUGCAUAGCCUGAUAUAAACACUUGAGGCGUUGGGAGAAUUCUCGGACAUUCCAAGUAUUCCUAAAUGGUUACACAUUCCAAACAUAUUUCUGCUACCGCUUUGACAUCCCCACCCCAGCCCCCCACCCCUCCCACCUUUAAUGUAUAGCUUAAAGGAUUAAUAUGGUUGUUACGUCAUCAGUUGAGAUUAUAUGAAGUAUUUAGACGAAUUUUCUACACUCUCACAUAGUGCCUACGUACUAGACACUGAAAAAGUUGUUUUUGUCGCGUUUCUCAUUGUUUUUUCGGCGAUUUUGGGAUUUCGGCUAAUCAGAACGCUUGAUUUAAUUGAAAUUAAUUGAUUAAAAAUUGCUUGCCUACCUCUUACACGGACCGGACCAUAACUUCAUUUUGACCGAGCGCGACCUGGGGUUUAGUUUUGCAACAUUGAAGAUGGCGGAUCAAUGUGAAGCUACAGACGGUGAACUGUUAUUGCCAUUUUGAAAGAUGCACCGAAGCGAGAGAAAUCAAAAUUACAGCGGGGAAUUUGGAACCCACAUACCCUACAGGAUUAAGGCAAGAUAUUCCACGAACUGAACAAGCUGGCUAGGGAAUUUUUUCGAGCUUCCCGCGCGCUAAACGACCCAAUUACAGGAUCGGAGAGCUUACAUCCUAUGUUACAAAGAAGCAUGGUCCGCGCAACUGACCAGAAAUAUUCGCCUUCUUAGUCCAAAAAUGAGCAAAGUACUUCCGUGGACAAGAUAUUUAACCCCCUAAAGUCCUCUUUCUUGAGUUACUGAGUCAUUUAGACAGGAUAUUGGCCAGAUCCAUUCACCCCGAAUGAAGCCUUACAUAUAAGGGAUUAUUUCAUCUCUCAUUUUUCAACUUGCAAUUUUUUUUUUGUUAAAAUAUAUCUUUUAAGAUAAAUCUGACCGAUUUCCGUAAAUGGUUGAAACCGAUGUUGAUCCGCGCCUGAAUGUGCCUUAAAGUAAACUGAUUUGUGAUUGCAAGUCUAUUGUUUGAUUUAGAUUAUAAAUUUAUUAACGGGAACUUCGCUUUUAGCCCUGGCUUGAUCUUUAUAUUAGGACAGCACGCGUCAUGCCUAAGGAAUUGGACAGUACGCGCUAUCACGCACUUCACUGCUGGUAAAUAAAAAGGUCUUCGAAUUUCUUGUGUUUUGAUUUUAAAAAAAGAGUCCUAUGUAUCACAAAUUUUGUUAAAGUUGUGAUUAAUUUAUUGGUAACAGAACUUCGUGUCGUCCGAUUCGGUCUGUAAUCAUACUCAUGAUUAAACAAAUCUGACUCCCGCUACGCGGUCGUCUGAUUUUCGAUUAUGUUAAUCACUUGUACGAUUACAGACCGAACUGGACUCCACUCAGUCCUGUUACCAUUACAAAUCGCAGAAAUCACAGGUUUUGCUGGACAGCCUUCUACCUCCUCUAACACAUGAAUUAAUUAAUCUUAGCAAAUUUCGGUGACAGAGCUUCCUUCUCGCCUGCUUGACAGGUGUGUCCUGAAUGUUUUCCAUGAAUGUACCAAUGAAUGCUUAACUAUCCGUGUACUAAUCGCAGUAAAUUGUUUGAAAUAUGGUUUGCAGUAUGUAGAGUACGCACUAUCAAACAGGUAACAGGCAACUGAGUUCUAAUUUACCCUUAUGAUGGAAAGGACCCUUAUAAAAAGUAGUAGUUUUUUCCCUAAGUUAAGAUUCACCAAGAACAAACAUGGUUGUAAAUUGGACGAUUCGAUUACCGAACUUAAUCAAACUGAGUCCAUGGAUUACUUUCACUUGAAGUUCGCUUGAUCCUCUUGUUUCUUCAUGCCCGCUCUGGAAGUAGACAAGUCAGCAAAAACGAGAAAGAUAAAAAGGAGACAGAAACCUAGCAAGCCUUCUUCGCUAUUGGGAAGCCACCGUUCGAGAAAUACCUUUAACAUGCGUCAUAACCGAAAAGGCGAAUAUAGGGCACAAUGAUUAGGAAGUCAUGCACCACAGAAAUUCGCCAUUUUUUGGCUGCCUUUGUUAGAAGCUGAAUUAACAACCCUAAUACAUUGCAUGGUUUGCUCGCUGCAUCAUCAAGUAAAAGAAAUAAUGAAAUCUACCAUUUUGUGCCAGCCUGCGUAGCGGGCGCCGGUCUUUUUGGAGGACGCGCCCGCGAGCGCGAUGGAAGAAAAGGAGAAGAGGCGUGUCACCUCCUACAUCAGCGUGACUCGCGCGCUGUACAAAUUAACCAGCACCUAACACGAAUGCUAGAUCUCUGUCUAAUCUUCUCGGAAUUUUUAACAUGUUUUGUUGAUAGUCCACCAUGGCAUUUAUCUCUACGAUUUAACAAACAGUUUUAUUUGGUCAUUGUAAUAUAUUGGUACUUUUUUACUUCUGGUACAUGACCCACUGUCAACCUUGCUUUACGGCCACUGGUCACCUGCACACUGUCAAUUUUCCUCGGCGCAACCAUGUAAUAAUUAUAGACAAUGUACUCAGCUAAAGUACUUAAGCCCUUUAACCAAGUAGCCACAGAAUUGUUCUCAAAAUGGGCAAAGUGAAGAAUCGAAAGAAAAAGUUUGUUGCGGAAAGAACUCUUCGACAGGAUCCCUAGCGUGGGCCAGUCUCCCCUUAUGUACUUCUUCGUUGCAACCACGCCCCUGCACUCAGGUAUUUAUAACGGCGCGGGGUUGCAUCUACCCACCCCCUGGUUAAACCGCGUGUCACUGGCUUAACGACUUGUACAUACCUUGAACGUUUACUUUCGCGCAUCGUAUUCCUAGUUCCUUAGCCACAGUCUUAGUCAUUUUCGUAAAAUUUUGCCGGAACAUGUUUAUUGUAUAUUUUCUCAUUGUAUUUUUUGCCCCCUACCUAGACCAGCUUGAAACUCUAACUUGCCCUUUCACAAAAUAGCUCAAAAUUAAAAUACCCUGAUCGAACUAAGAUGGCAAAUACCGCAUUUUGCAUACCAGUUUACACGGUUCCCUCAAAAGUCCUCGGUAUUGGAACAUUUUCAAACUCUGCUUAUAAUCGUUCUCUUCUUUUCCUCGAAAUACAUAAACAUAUACACAUUUGUUUAUUGUUGAUGUUCAUAUAUCAAGAAUCAUGUUUACACUAUAUUUUAAAGGAGGUAUUUCAAAUGCCACAAGUGCAAAGCAAUGACGGAGCUGGGUUUCUGGAAUAGAUUCGAAGAACUUAUGAAAUAUUUCGUUGAAUAAUUAUUCAAGAAUCGAUGUUCAUUCAACCGAAGAACGUACAGUUGGAAUUGAUGUCUAUUCAACCGAAGAAAACAACGUCGCUAAUAGCAGUGAAGAGAAUACCGUAGCUGUCAGCAAUGAAACAUCAAGCUAAACUCCGACAAGCAAGCUUCGAAAAUCAAAAGUCAGAAUUGGUCAUCUGAACGUGCGAUCUUUGGAGACCAGGAAUCAUCUAGUUUAGCUAAGAUCACUAGUUCAAGAAAAUGAACUUGAUGUCUUAGCGGUUUCUGAAUCCUGGCUUAAUUCUUCAGUGAAGAACGCCGAGGUAGAGAUCCAAGGCUACAAAAUUUCCAGACUGGAUAGACAGAAGAAGAUUGGUGGCGGUGUAUGUAUAUACACACGUCCUUCCUUCAAAACGAAGGUAUUAAAAGACCUACAAGUUCUUGGUGAUUUAAGCUGUGAGCUGUUAAAGAGCUGCCGUGAAGGAAACACCCUGAAGGAUUUGUGUGACACCUUGAAGCUUAAUCAGCUAGUAACUUCACCAACCUGAGUUACGACGCAAUUACCGUUUUUAAUUGAUGUUAUUUUAGCAACAAAAAUUAAAAACCAGUGUUGUCAAGGAAACUAGAGAGGUUGAGUUGGGGGUUUCUGGUUCAGCACUAGAAUGGUUUAAGAGCUCCAUACAUGGUCGCCAGCAGUACGUACGAAUUGGCUCUGAAAUGUCCGGAAUGCGUAAACCUACACACUGACUUCCACAGAGAUCUAUUCUGGGACCGGCCUUAUUUAAUGUGUACAUCAACGAUUUGCCUGGCAUCCCAGAUUAUUGCUCCUUGCCACGUAGAUGAUUCCAAAUUACAUCUAUUAUUCCCAGUCAAGGAUAUCGACAGAGCAGCUCGACAAAUAACCGAAGACCUGAAGAAAGUUGCCUCGUUGGUGCUGGCAGAAUAGCCUUCUAAUCAACCCCGAUAAAACGACAUUUCUCUUAAUUGGCAACCCGUGAAAUGCUGGAAAAUGUGUCCGCAGAUCUGGAUUUACAUGUUACUUCAUUGGGGAAAGAGUUGCGCCUGGUUCCCUCGGCAAAGGACCUUGGAGCGCAUAUGGGUGCUACAUUAAGUUUUGAUGACCACAUAAAAUGUAUUUCAUCUUCUUGUUUGUCGAGUUUAUGUCAAAUUAAUAGGGUAAAACCUCUUUUAGACACAAACAAUCUAUUAAAUGUUAUAAAUGCUCUAGUCUUUAGCAAACGCUACCACUGUUCCUCUGUUUUGUCUAGUACAACGAACAAGAAUAUCAACAAAUUACUGCAUGUUCAAAACUUCGCUGCGAGGAUCAUAACCCGUCCGUUUACAUUUGAUCUCAUCACUUCUGUUCGUAGAGAACUAAAAUAGCUGCCUGUCUCAUCCAUGCUUGUCUGCCGGGUGGCAUAUUGGCUUUUCAAGUACUUAAGGGGAUUGGCUCCAGACUAUGUGGCUAAAAAUUUAAACGAGGUCCGAAAUUCACAAAAGAGACACGCGCAACAAACAGAAGAUAGACAUUCCCGGCUACAGAACUGCCUUAGACCAAAGGACCUUUCAUUAUCGGGCCGUUUCGCUGUGGAACGCCUUACCCGAAAGGCUCACUAAGAUAACAAACAUUGGGGCAUUCAAGAAGGAACUUAUGCGCUAUUUAGAAUCGUUUUAGUAAGCAGUCUAUUUUUAAGACAGGGUUACUUAUUAUUUUUGUCUUCUUAGGCAAUACCUCUGUGCCUACCAAACAAUUGCACUUGGGAUUCUGAGACAGGUCUGAGCGUUUCAUCAGAAGAGGAACGUGGAUACCUGUAUGUAGUGGAAGAGGCCCUUGAACAACUCAGGAAAAUAAAAGGUAAAUCAGUGGUACAAUAUCAUUGAUUAAAACUUCCUAUUUGUCAAUUGGGAUGAUUGAUAAUGGUAAUUGAACUGAGUAAAGUGCAAUUUGGUCUGAAAUCAUAUGCAUGAUUUUAAAAUCAGACGAGUGCGAAGUGCGAGUUCGAUUUAAAAUCACAAGUAACAUUUCAGACCAAAAUUGCACGACACGAAGUUCAAUUACCACUUUAUUGCAGCCAUAUUCAGCCGGUACCAAAUUAUAUUGAUCUAGUCGUUGGUUUGUUGAAAAGUGGAAGCAAAAGGGCCGUUUCAUCUCAUUCUGAUGCGACUAUAGAGCAAAAACGUUGUAAUUUAGAACAAAAGUGAUGCGAUUUAGAACAGAAAGACGCAAUUUCGAACAGACGUCAUUUAGAAAAGAAAAUAGUGCGAUUCGUGAAUAAUUAUCACUCUGCUGAGAGCCAAUCAGAUUGCAGGGAUCACCAGUGAUUUUAAAAUGGAGAUGAUAAGAGGUAAUACUUUAAUUAUCUAAUUAAUGAAAUUUGUUGCAUAUAUGAUUUAACUUAUAGGAAAUGAACGAUGCACUUUAUUAACGCGAUUUUUUUCAAACUUGCGUUAAUUUGAUGCAUCUUAAUUUACGUCAAUGUUAGUUUAUAACUUACUCCGGGAGAAGAGUUCGUUUAAAUCACACCAUUACAUCAUUGUUGUUUUACAGCACCUUUAUUUCAUAACAAAACCUCGGCGGCUCAUAGUUCUCCAUACCUCGGAGUCACUAUCUGGCAGUUAUUCUUUAAGAAUUGAGUUCAAAAUGUCUUUCGACUGGUCUUUGUAUUGAUCCGUUUCUCCAAGGGGAUAGCGUAACUUCUUCAGUCUUUGUAACAAUGAGAUAACAAUAACUGGGAAUGCUGCUUUUUUUUCCUUUCGCGAUGUCUAUGUUGAGAAGUUUGUAUUGCAGCAAAUUCACGUAAAAUAAAGUUAGCCGCACAUUGUUUUCGAAAAUUUAGCGUUAAUUUCAUGUAUGUAAACCUAAUUUGUAACAGUAUUUAUGAGAAGUUUUUGACGGAUAAGUUGAAGCUUACAAAUGUUUUUGCUGGAGGUGCGCAUGCGUAAAUAUGGUCAGAAGACGUCCCACAGAAGCAUUCUCUGCGAAUAUUUUUUUCCGUUCUCUACCAGCAUUUGCAGCCUGUUUUCUGGAGAUGAAUGAAGUAUACUGGGAACUAAGUUUGACAAAAGUGAUCUUUAUGGUAUUGAGUUUUUUCUACAUAAAAGUGAUUUUUAUGUGGCCUCGCGGUUGCUCUUGAGAGGACAAUCGUUUCUUUCGUACACGUACGUAUAGCAGUUCGUACGUAUAGCAGUACAUCAAAAACAAGAUAGCUGCAGUUGGUGUUACGACCAAAUACGGGAAGGUCGGUACGAUCAUUUUUCAUUAAACAAUUAUCCUGUAUGCAUUUAAUUCUUCUGAACAGAAAAACUCUAAAAUUGAACUUAAUUGCUUCAGGUAAUACUCAAGGGUUAAUUAAGUGUCCAUUUUUUUUCCGUGAAACUGCACUUUUCACCCUUUUACUGGCUUGUCGUCUUUUACUGGCUUGUCGUCUUUCUCCCCACAUCAAGUUAAAGAUUAACGAAACCAAGAACACUUCCACGAAUGGUUUGAUGAAGGCUGUGAUAAAUCGCCUUAUGCAGUACUUUUGCUUUCUUCACCAGUACUUUCUCGUUUGAGAAAUAAUAUACAUACACCUCAACUAUAAAUUUUAAUUUCAUUUUAUGAUAUGCCAGUAAGAUUGUGUUUUGAAAAUAAUUAACUCUAUCAUUUAUUUUUACAGAGGAAACGAAUUACAGCAAUCGGUUUGAAUUCUGAUUUUUUUCCACCUCAUUUUGUUGGUACACUGUUUGUCUACAUUUCAUUAUGCAAAUAACUGUAAGAUUUGGGCGUUUUAAAGAAAAUCUAGCCUAACUCCCCUAUAGCACGAAAUAAAACGUUACUAAUCACUUUGAAAUAAAUCAACGCAUUUGUUUAAAAAACAAUUGCAUUUAUUCCUAAAUAAUGCCAUUUUGUGGAUUCUACAUUUGUUGAUAUGCUAAUUUGUGAAACAUUUCAUUCAUUGUUUAUUAAGACAAACUUAUCCCCUGUAUUGAAUCACGUUCUUGUUUUUAUCGAUAUUUGCUUGAUAAUUUUUUCCCGUAGGGUUCUAUGUUCAAAUUAUAAUUACAUAAAGGGUUCAUCUGAAUACAGUAAAAUACUCUCAACAGAAACAUAAGUAACAGACAAAUUCACCUAUCUAUUUGUGUCAUGUUUAUUGUCGCAUCCCAACUCAUUCUUACCUCUGUGAGGUAACGGCGUUAUAUGCACCUCUCUCACAAACUUCCUAUUUUAAGGUUAACAGGCUUUGAACGUGAACAAACAUUAGCGUGUGAACAGGCUCUCUGUUUGGGAAAAAAUAGCAAGGAAAGGGAAGGGAAAGGGGGGGAGAGAGCCUGUAGACAAACAUUUGAGACCGCUAUUCCGCCCUCUUGUAAUUAUCCUGCCGAUCAUCUGUUAGCCGGCAAGAUCGUUAUCUGUCAAUCAAUUUCGCGCGAGAGUAACUCCUGGGAAAAUUAAUGGGAAAUGAACCGUGUUUUGCUCCGUCUGGAAACAAAGUGAAAUGGAUUUUGCAUAAAGUCGUUGAUCUCCGGUAAGAGAAUAAAUACGGUGCCGGUCAUUGGCGUUUUAAGAAAUGAGACCUUGCUGGUUGACAGUGGCCAAGAAAGCGUUGUACUAGCGCAAGCAUUUGAAUCCUCAAGAUUUCCCCUUGAGCAAGGAAAGAAGUGAUUUUCCUGUUCCAAGAUAUAAUACUGUUAAGUAUGGAAAGCACAGUAUCAGAUAUUUAGGCCAACACAUAUGGGGCAAGAUAAGCCAGGAACUACGCAGUAAGACCAGUCUUCAGGCAUUCAGGAGAGGGGUGCGUGCUCUCAAUGUGCUUGGCUUGCUGGACGGCACGUGUGGCUGCUGUGCAUGCUCAUCUUAGGGUGGUGGGUAUGCAUAGUGGCUUCUGCUGUGUGGCUGCCUGGUGUAUUGAGAGUGUACUCCCCUAUCCUCUAUUUAAUUCGUCUAAUUUAAAUUUUCUAGACUUUUAACUUCCUGAAUUUUGUAUCUAUAUUUUACUGCUGCUUAUAUGUUUGUCCUAUAUUGUCUGUUUGUUUGUCUGUCUAUCUGAUUGUCUGUUUUGUCUACCUAUUUGUUUGUCUUUGUUUGUUCCCUGCUUGUGCUACUGUUUGUCUGUAAUAAUUUUAUAUAUUGAUGUUAUUUUUAUAUAUUAAUGAUAUAUCCAGAAUAUAUUUUUAAUAUUUUUACAUAUACUUGAUUUAAUCUUAUAUUAUAUUCAUUUUAUUUAUUUAUAGUGUCCACAAUUAGCUUUUAGCUAAAUACCUUGACACUUUAAUAAAGUUUAUGUACGUAUGUAUGUAUGUAAGGAGAAAGCUUUUCCGAUUUAAGCUGCUUAACUUGUACGCGACGGGCCGUUCGUCUUCCUAGUUCAGUUUCUACUUUAACAUGCCCCUGCAAUGAGCUAACUUGGAAUGCGAAGGUUAAAGAUACUAUCAUGACUACUCCAGAACGUGAAGCUCCAAAGACAAGUACAAAGAGAUCAGCAGCGCUUCGAUCGCCGACAGAAAUUACACCUUUGGGUAUUAAUCCCGCAUUUACAGCAAUAAAAGGGGGCGGUAGGCCUACGCGAACUACGCGACGUUUACCUCAUGCCAAAAUGCUGCUUGUUCCCAUAAGUUUUUUCGUCUGCUGGGUAGAUUAUGCUCUGGAAGGUUCUACAUUUUCACUGAACAGAUGUGAUUUUAGCCGCUUGUUUCACACUGAGAGGUCAUGGCACACGUAUCGAUUUACUGUGGUUUUUGCCUCUGGUCGGCAGGAUUUGCCCUCUGAUCCAAGAGCAUUUUGUUUGACCUCUUUUGAAGCGAAAAGCGUUUUGUUGCGGCUGAAUAAGGGUCUUACUUUUUUCCAAAGUGCCUUCUGGUUCUGAAUAACUAAGCGAUUUUCUUCAGCCCGUGAAUGUAAUGUUUUUCUAAAAUGCUGUAUUACGCUGGGCCCAGCUCGUUAGUUUUCUUUGCAGAAUGUUUAAAAAUUAUCACGGAUAGUAAUUUACAGAUCCAAAGUGCAGCUUAAACCGAAGCUACAUCAACUAUGGAGAAUUGCAUUGUGACUCGAUAAACUCCAGCUUAGUGUUUGUCUAAAGAUAGAGCGAGUCUUUUGACUGGAGCGUAUAGUUCCUCCAUUGGUAAUAGCUUUUGAACAAGCGUAACAGUCUUUAAAGUAUUUUGUUAUUGCCACUUUGUGAUCAAAUCGCGUGCAACGUGCCGACCAAGAAGCCGAUGUCAAUCGGACCUGUACGAGUCAACAGUCAGUGUUCUGGCCAAUAAGAACUUGCAUCAGGAUCUGAUGCACAGCCAUCUGGUGCCGUGGAACGGCGGUCACAAAUGUUUGUCUACAGGCCUUUUCGCUUUUCCCUCUCCCUAGUUCCCCGCUCGACCAAAGGCCUGUUCACAGGCGAAACAAACAUCGUCAGAUAGAUUUAUGGAGUAAUGGCCACUCUCUGUUUUCAUGCAUCACUCCUGCUAUUAAAUAAAAAUGAAAAAUGAGAGCGGACACGUGAGCUGUCAUUCAAGAGUCGCUUUAAAGUAGUAGCUUAUUAUAGGAAAUCUCUGAAUCUUUUAGUGUUAAAAUAAUUAUAAAAGUAUUUUUCGUUUUUUGUAUUAUUAUCUGCAUAGAGUGAUCUCAUGAAAUGUUCAAAGUACGUAGUAUAUGAUCACUUGCAAUUAGACAAGUUGCAAAUUAGUUGUCUUAGACAAUGCAUUCUUCAUUUCCUGUAGAAUAGUAUUUUUUAUACUUUUCCACGUAAACUUUUCAAAAACUAUAAAAGCAUUGAUUUAUGGCAACGUGUGCCUCCGCGAUCAGUUUAAACAGCACGUUAAUAAAUAAACCUUGCCUAUUAAACCAUUUUUUGUCUUUUUUAAAGCAGCUUAAUUUUUGCUACCAUACAUUUCUUCCUUGAUAAGUAAACCAUGAGUUGGAAAUCAAGCCAUAUAGAAAUCGUACGCAUUCAGGAACAGUAACUUUGGUGUUAAGUAUCACAGUCUUUUAAAAACCAAGAAAAUCUACCCGCUAAAAUUAAAAAAAUCUCCCUCUCUCUGAGAAGAAACACAGAGCUUUAUUUGCUUCUGUCAACUCACUGUGAAUGAGAACAUUUUUUUGUCUCUUCUUGCAAAUGCUGUUAACAGCAGCUACGAUCGAGGUGAGCGUGUUUACCUGCAGUGUUUUUUGCCAUGUUAACUUGCUGACACGUACAGUUUUCGAAAAUAUUUGCUUUCCUUUUUUUCUCCAUACAUUAACUUCUGUUUCUAGACAAAAUUGGUCUUGCGAGGAAAUCCCGAGUUCACAAAACAGUGACAAAGCGGCCUUGUUUUCCUCUGAAGUGUUAGAAACAUUGAUUCGAGAGUAUAUAUGAAAGGCAACUACAGUAAAUCAGUUCACAAUAAACCACGCCGUUUAAAUACCAUGAAGUCUUUCCUUAGCUUCGAAAUCAUCAAUACUGGGAUAUUCUUCUUUUUUUUUUUUCAAAACGUUUUUGCUCUGAAACUUGGCAAAACACCCAGUUCACGACAGCGAUUUUGUUUUGCUUUAAGCUUUAUAUAUUCACCGCCUAGCGCGGUGAAUUUGUAUAUCUCAUUGGACGGUUUAGUGAGUACUAGUGGGAUAUUUUUACGAGUCACGCUGUAUUUGGGGGAGCCCGUAGGGCGAGGGCAAAAUACAAGAUACAAGUAAAAAUAUCCCACGAUACUACAUACUAAACCGUCCCAUAAGAGAUUUAUUAUUCAAUUCGAGGAGUAUAAAAUAGGACUAAGUAUAGGGUGUGUUCCUUUCGGCGAAUCCAAAAACGGAUUUGAUCCUAGAUUUGCCGGAUUUCGAGGUCGAAAGGAACGUGAAAUCCGAAAUUGGAUUUGUAACCUUGGUAACCUUUCGUAAGCACGUGCAAUAUGCAUGACAGCCUCUCAACAAAUGACGUGUUUUCUACUGUUUGACAAAUUAUGCGAUUAUACCAUGAAGAAUUUUGUGGUCGGCAUUUCGAAUAGCGACGAUGGAACAUAAACAGAUCAAGAAAAAAGCGCGUUGAAGUUGAAAAUUAUGUAAAGGUUGAUUGGUCAAAAACGAAAACUUGUCAAACUAGUUUACUUUCUAAAUCAAUUUUUUUCAAGUUUUUGUCGGUACUUCGCGAUCGAGGAUCUAUCUUUGUAACAUUUGCUAGGAAAUCAGACAUGGAACGACAAAUAAUAGCGAGGCUUAAGAUGGUGCUGUAAGUGAGAAAACUGAACAGAGCAAAUUGCUAUGGAAAGUGAAAAACUCUUCCACAAAUUCAAGGAGUUUCAAGGAGCUAUACUCGUAAACAAAGAACUGAAUUGUUGAGACCUUAUCUUCGCUGGGUUAUACCGUAAGAAAAAAAAAAAGAUUAAUGGACUUUGUUUCUUAACCGGGUUUUGGCCAUCACGGCCAUCUCAUCGUACACAGGUCCGUUUUCAUCUUCUCUGUUGUGUCUUGAACUUAUAAAGUUUGUAUGUUCUAUCUAGUUUUAAUUAAUGUCCAUAUUUCAUUGUUGUUCAGGCAACUUUACUCUAAACUCGGUUUAAUCUUAUUUAAGCCUACAAGUUGGCUCCUAUUCCGUUUUUUUCUUCGGAAAACCAUACAUUUUCUGCCAUGUACGACGUUUGUAGAUUAAAACCGGUCAAACCGGUCUUCUGAAGAACAAAUACCGUAAAAUAUCUGUACUCAUUUUUAGCGUUAUUUGUACUCUACUGAGUGAAGUUGAAUAAAUAACAAUUAUUCACCGAAGUGGAGGUGGCUAGUAUUGGUUGGAUAUUUACCGAGGCCGCGAAGCGGCGAGGUAAAUACCCAUACUAGCCACCGACACUGAGGUGAAUAAUUGUUUUAGUAUAUACUAAAACAGUGAGAUAACUGAGCACAAAAUGAUGCUUUUUAACUCAUGUACUGUUGCGAACGAUUACAAUUUUGACGUGCGAUGAACGAACGGCCGCGGUCGUCGCUUUUUCUUAGCGACAAAUAAAAUUUUUGAAGGCGUUUGUUUAGCUCUUGCUGGGAAGUUUCUUCAAAAGGAGUUGUGAAUUCUGUUUGUAUUCAAAAUAAUUCUGUAAAAAAGAUUAUUAAAUUUAGUUUUAAGCUUAUUUAUGAACAAGUCAACUAAAUAAAGUAACGUAAGACUUAAGCUUAAUUUGCAUUUGUAAACAAAAAACGUUUUCACCGGUUUUAUCGAUAACUAUUCAAGUCAAAAAGACAAAGCUUUACCUGUUAAUUAAAACUUCCAAACUGAACUUUAUGAACUUUUCAUAAAGACAAAGAUUGCAUUUUUUGCUAAUGUUGUUAUAGGCUUUUCAUUUCUUUAAAACUUUCCAUUUUAUCUGGAAAGGUUUGUUAGAGUCUUGUAAAGUCCAAAUAUAUUUUGAGAGUUCUUUGUCUUUAUGAAAAGUUCAUCAUCAUUUGUAAAAAAGAGCUUUGUAGCCUAAACAGGCGAAACGAACUAGCGAGUUCAUGCCCCCACAGAAACAGAUAUGUACUUCAGAACUCUAGAGUAACGUAACUAAGACACAAUCCAUCUGUUACCAAGAUACUAUCUUUUAACGCAUCCCUAUAUUUUACCGCCAGCUUUUAAUUUUAACGGUCAAUCGUUGAAGUUGCCUGAUGAGUGUGGUCCUACAAUUUCGGACCAUACGAAACAGCACUCUCGCAAUAAACGAUCAAUGAUUACUCCUGAUGCCUAAACUCCUGUGAUUAUUAAUAGUCAAUGCUCUUCAAUUAACUAAACUGAGCGCUCUACGAAAUACGGUCUACCCAGAAUACAAGUAGUUAUAUAUAUAUUGUUUUAUUCUUUUGUUUACUUCUUCAUCGCCUUGCCGUAAGGAUCAGUUUGCCGUUUUAUAUUUUUCUUUAGUGAAAACAAAAUGGCGAUGCACUAUGGCGACCGAAGUAAGCAAGUUUUAGCUUGUUUUUAAACUUGGAAUUAUUUUGAAGAAAUAAUAAAACAAUAAUUGAAUUUGACUUUCGUAGGAUAUGAAGAAUUAAGCCGAUCGAGGAAGGUGUUAUCCACCGAGGACUUGGGCCUCGGUGGAUAACACCCUCCUCGAUCGGCAGUAUUCUUCAUAUCUAUUGUUUGUUUUUAUUAUUAUUAUUAUUAUUAUCAUUCUGCCAUACACACAAUAUACAUAUAAAAUUUAAAAAAAUACAUGAGGCAAGGGAGUUCAAGGAAGCCAAUAAGGCUUGUGUAUAGAACCACCUUUAAAAUUAUGUUAUCUAAUUAAUAAUUAAAAUACUUACAUCGGCAAUUUAACUUCAAGUACACACUUUUUGUUUGGAACAUAGAAAAUGAUCAUUAAAUAGGAUAAAAAUAGAAAAGACGGAACGUGUAAGUGCAAAAACGAUAAAGAAAAUGUGAGAAAAACAAUGCAAGAAUAAACGAGAAAAAAAAAGCGAAAGAAGCGAAAAACUACGCACAAGAAUCAGGAGAGCUUAAGUAUGCUUAUACCAAGAAAAAAUGACUUAAGUUUAGAAUUGAACAAGACAAACUAGGGGCAUUCUGAAUUUCUGAGCUAAGGGAAUUAAAUAUUUUGGGCCCUUGAAAACGAAGGGAAAAUGUUCUUGCAAUUGUCCUGCAGUAGGGAAAACGGAAGGAAUUCUUACUUGUUAUAUGAAUGUACGUAUAUUUUCCCCAUCAGAUUUGAUGUGCCCACGAUAUUGUCAUUCAGCAGAUGCAUGCAUGCGCACGCAAAUUGCCUUCCUGUUCGGCGUGAACUGUUCACCAACACGCUAACACAAAAAAUGAUUUGGCGUUAAGGACACUUUCAAAUCUUGCUGAUAAAUAAGCAAACUCUCCGAGCCUGUGGCAACUGUGAUAAGUUCUUCGUCGGUGGCAUCGAUCACUGCCACCAGAAGCCGGCUCCUGCUGCUAUCUACUCCUACAUACGAUUUUCUUCUUAGUUGCUUUAAACACCAUCCCAUGUGCCUCAUCAAUAUGAGUAGCACCAGGAAGGGAGGGGUUGAAAUGCCAUUCGAUUUCCCUCCGUGGAGUCUUUCGAUGAAUCAUUUCUUUGUCGAUUCACAAGUUCUUUACAGGUUCAAUGACUGUUACAACGAAAUCGUUUCGAUUAAUCGUGAACAAUGUUUUACGUUUCUUACGCAAUUAAACAUUUGAAGUGCCCGAAAAAUGAACAGUCUUUCUUUCUGUCGGAUCUGUCUUGUCUCAUUUUGCCGAGGAAAUCAGUCGGGAAAGUUUUUUUUUUUAGUUAAAACAUGAGGAGAGAUAAGUCAAGUCAGUUUUCCUUCCCUUUCUUUUUAGUGCCAGUAUGUGUAGUUUCUAUCGCCGGACAGUACAGAAAAGGAAAGUCGUUUGUCUUAAGCGAGGUGUUUAAUCAGCCAGAAGUAUUUGCUCUUGGACAUGAUAUCAGACGUAAAACAAUG